Molecule: messenger RNA, 289 nt
Organism: Tauraco erythrolophus (red-crested turaco)
Lineage: Eukaryota; Metazoa; Chordata; Aves; Musophagiformes; Musophagidae
Source: RefSeq, a predicted model, not a curated record
GGAAAGCUCAGACAGAAGGUGGAUCAGCUCGGACAUCGCUACUUAUUUUAGUGUCCAUCUUCUUAUCAGCUGCUUUCCUUAUGUUCCUGGUAUAUAAAAAUUUCCCACAACUUAGUGAAGAAGAAAGAGAAUGUAUAAAAGUUCCUAGAGAUAUGGAUGAUGCAAAGGCCUUGGGAAAAGUCCUGUCCAAAUACAAGGACACGUUUUACGUUCAAGUGUUAGUGGCUUAUUUUGCCACAUAUGUUUUGUAUCCUUUUUCUGUUACAAAAAGCAGUUUUGAUGCAGUCAU